Cooperia oncophora is the source of this 1110-nucleotide messenger RNA. NCBI's taxonomy places the organism in Eukaryota, Metazoa, Nematoda, Chromadorea, Rhabditida, Trichostrongylidae. The record is from the annotation of a GenBank genome assembly.
AUGGUACACGAUUGGAAUGCACGUAACAAGCAGAAUAAAGAUUCUAUCCCAUGGUUUCCACGCCGAAUCAAGGACAUCGACCAGUUCGCAAAUCGAAUUUUGAGCUAUGGAGCCGAGCUGGAUUCUGAUCAUCCGGGUUUCAAAGAUCCUGUCUAUCGAGAAAGACGCAAGUACUUCGCCGACAUUGCCUUCAACUUUAGAUAUGGCGAUCAGAUACCACGAAUUGAAUACACUCAGCAAGAAAUCGAAACCUGGCGCGUCGUCUAUAACGAACUCGUCUCCCUCUAUCCAACUCACGCAUGCAAGGAGUUCAACUACAUCUUUCCACUACUUCAGCAAAACUGCGGCUUUAGGCCCGAUAACAUCCCACAGCUUCAGGACCCGCAGACUACCACUAUCCGCCCGGGAGAUUUUCUUGCUGGCCUCGCGUUUCGGGUUUUCCACUCUACGCAGUACAUACGUCAUCAUUCCUCACCGAAGUACACACCAGAGCCCGACAUUUGUCAUGAACUCCUCGGUCAUGCACCUCUCUUCGCUGACCCUGAAUUUGCUCAGUUUUCUCAAGAAAUUGGCUUGGCGAGUCUUGGAGCCUCAGACGAAGUGAUCAAGCAGCUUGCCACGGCUCUACUGGUUCAACAAAUCGAGUUUGGAAUAUGCCUACAAACGGCGAGAAAAAAGCUUACGGAGCUGGUCUCUUGUCAUCUUUUGGUGAACUACAGUACUCCCUCACCAGUUGUAGCGCCAUUCGAUCCAGCUGUCACGUCGACAACUGAUUAUCCAAUCACUGAAUAUCAACCGAAGUACUACCUCGCUGAUUCCUUUACCAGUGUGCCAAGAACAAGCUACAGGCUUGGGCCUCAACGAUUCCACGUUCGUUCCAAGUCCGCUAUAAUGCUUACACACAACGAAUUGAAGUACUUGACAGAGUCUCCGAGCUGCAGAGGAUGGUCAGAGAAAUCAAAAGCGAGAUCAUCACUCUCGAGGAUGCUCUUGGAAAAGUCAGUGCUACAACUCAAUGAAAUCUCCACCACGCUACUGUAUACUGAUAUCGAUUCGAACAAUGAAAUUUGCUCAAUAAAAAUAGGUUUUUCGCUUCGGACAAAAGUAUAG